AUGGAACACCUGGCAACGAAGGCGGCAUCACUGUAUAAUCGAUUCGGCUGUCGACGGGUGAAAGUUCUGUGCUACAGACGCCAAACGUGUCUUGUUUUUUUCCACAGCCAUGGAUCGUGGCAGAGAAUCGUUUUCUUCCCCCUUUUUGCGACCUGGUGCACACAGCAUGGCCGCUUCCACGCCAGGACAUUGCCAAGCUCGAAGACGCUGAAAGGAAUCCUUGCCGGUGGCAUAACUGGAGGCUUGGAGAUCUGCAUCACUUUCCCUACAGAGUAUGUCAAAACACAGCUUCAGCUAGACGAACGAUCAGGUGCUCAGAAACGUUACAAGGGACCUAUUGACUGUGUCAAAGUCACAGUACAUGAACAUGGUGUCAGAGGCUUAUAUCGUGGGCUCAGUGUUCUGCUGUAUGGCUCAAUACCCAAAUCGGCUGUCAGGUUUGGAGCCUUUGAAGAGCUGAAGAAGCGAUCUGUUGGACCUGAUGGUGUACUAGAUCCACACAAACGUCUCCUAUGUGGUCUGGGUGCUGGAGUUUGUGAGGCCAUUUUAGCUGUGACACCAAUGGAGACAAUCAAAGUCAAGUUUAUCAAUGACCAGACAUCAGCACGUCCACAUUACCGUGGCUUCUUUCAUGGCGUCUCACAAAUAGUUAAAGAGCAUGGGAUUCGUGGUGUUUACCAGGGUCUGACACCUACCAUUAUUAAGCAGGGAAGUAACCAAGCCAUUCGCUUUUUUGUCAUGGAGACCAUGAAGGACUGGUACAGAGGUGAUGACAAAAAUAUGAGAGUCCCGACAUUGAUCACAGGGUUAUUUGGUGCUGUGGCUGGGGCAGCAUCUGUGUUUGGUAAUACACCAGUUGAUGUCAUCAAAACAAGAUUACAGGGUUUGGAUGCUCACAAGUACAAGAACACUUUAGACUGUGCCAUAAAAAUUUUUCGCCAUGAAGGACUGCGAGCGUUUUACAAAGGAACUAUUCCAAGGUUGAGUCGAGUGACAUUGGAUGUUGCAAUUACAUUCAUGAUCUACGACAACUUUAUGCACGUCUUCAACAAGAUCUGGAAAACGAGAGAGACGUUAUAAAAUGGGACUUCUACUUCAUUGAGAGAUGUUGGUAAAACUUCCUCGUUGACUUUAUUCAUUAGCCUUCAGUUGUUCUCACCAGUUUGACUAACAAUGACUCUUUCUUUGCAGUGUGUGUGUGUGUGCUCCACUAGAAGCACACACUGCAUCAUACUCUAUGAUGAAACAUAUCUGUUGCUUUGCAGCAUGCACAUACAACAUUUGGGUUAAAAAAUGUGUGAGAUGUGUGUGGCAGCAGACAUGUUCAUGAGUGUGAAGUAAGAGUAGCAGUCACUUGCUGCAUGCAACCAGCCUAUUGCAUGUCCUCAAGCAUGUCAGAAACAAGUUCCUAAUUGUGUUUUGUUGAGUCAGUUCCUUUCCUUUUGAGUUUUGACAAAAAUAUAACAAGUGCUGUGAUACUGUAGGAUAACAAUAUGAAUGCAUGCAAACUGAGAAUUAUUAUUUUUGUAGACUUUAGGGCCUGUUACCUUAGGUAAUAUGAUGUGUUAAGUAUGAGUUGUGUAGAAAAACAUGUUUUGCAUUAAUAUUCACACAUAGUCUAAUUAAAUGUUUUAAAAAGGGUGCUUAGCGAAGAGCAUGAGCUUGGGUAUUUUUCAAGGAAGAGCAUUUAGAGCUAGUAGAAAUGGUGUGACAUGUAGAUGAGUUUGUCUCACAGCACUUUUGAGUUGGUGUGAUCUUGGCAGAAAUAACUAACAUGGUGUUUUCAGUAAAUAUCUGUUAUAUUAAAAAACAAGAUUAUUUGCAAAUACUAGGUUGUAGUUCAUUGGAUGUUAGUGUUGCUCCUAGGGUAUGGUUGUGGUGUUAAAGAGGGAAGGGUUCAGUGAGAAGCAAAAUCUGUUUUUUUUAUUGGUUCAAUAGUUUUUGUGUCUUUAUGUCAGUUUUAAACAACUAUAACUCAUUUUCAUUCAUGGUUGUUUGCACUUUUCUUUGAAUCUCGCAAUAUAAAUGAUUAUUCAAAUUGUUCGUAGACAGCACAGGCUGUUGGUUGUACUCUUGAUGCCAGUACAUGGAGCAACAAAAGUAGAAUUAUUUUAAAUAUUUCUGUUAUCCCCGUUUGUACUCUUAAUGCGAAAGCUGUACACAUAGUUCCUUAUAAAUUUGCAGCUUUUAAAGUCCUCCAAAAGGUUAUCUUCUCUUUUUUGUUAUGUUUAGUCAUUUUCAGAUAGUCGUAGUCCAGAUAGUGAAAUUAUUUGUAGGUUAAUAUGCAUGCGCUUCAUUUAAAAUAAUGGUUUAGAAAGAAAAAAAGUGAAAACCUGAAUUUAAUGCCAUGCAGAUGACCAGCAGCUUGUGUCCCAGAAUGCAUUCCAGUUGUCAUGAACAUGAACCCUUGAUCAGACAACAAGCAGCUGAGAGCUCAUACCUCAAAAAAAAAAUGCUCAUUGAAACUUGACAAAAGUUGGGAAUACUGGGUCUGGAUUUAUGUGCUGAGAAACAAGAGAUAUUUUUUAUUUUUGUUAUUACUGGAUGUUACUGUAACUGGACCAAGAGGGAGCUAUCAUUUUCUUAUCAUUGUGCUCUUAUCCAGAGCAUACCCAAAUAACACAAAACACAGUAUUAUCAGGCCAUAAACUAUGCCUUGGCAUAUUUACAAAUAUUUGAUCAUGUUUCAUUUGUGCAGAAUUGAAAAUAUAAAUAUCAAGAAAAAAUGCAGAACGAAUUUUAAAAUGUGCUGUGCUUUGUCAAUUUAAAGUGCAAAUGUGUUUACCACAAGUGUUUUGUUUUUUUAUUUCUAUUCGUCUAAGUAAAGGUUACAAGACAUAAUUUAUAGUUUUUGUAGAAGCAUUAUUCCAUGGAAGGGUCAUGGCUGUGUUUUAUGUAUGCUUAUACCAUAUGCAUUGCUUUUUUUAUUCAGUUCCUUUUUGUCCAUCAUGAAAAUGAUUUUUUUUAACUUGCUUAAACUCUUUUUGCAUAUAUGACCUAGACUGUGACUGCACCUUAGACACAUAGUACAUACAUGUGGGUUUGUUCUUUAACACAAAUAUUAUGGGAUAUGAAACAGGGAAAAACAGUUAAGCUACUGACGCAUUUCCAAACACAGCUAUCUCCAUUUAAAAGUGACUUUGACAGGAAGUUUCCUAUCACAACUUUCUUCAUAAGUAUAACAAUGGCUAGCAGUUCAAAGCUGACGCGCCAAACUGCAGAGGCCGAUGAUACUUAUUUGAUGCAAUAAUUAGUUUUCAUCACUGAGUAGUGUUCAUUCAAUAUGACUCGAUGUGUGACCAUUUAAGUCUACUGACUGCAGAAAUAGACUCGGUUUGUGUGACCCUGCAUGUCAGAAAUAUUAAAAUUCCAUGGAACAUACCUCAUUCCUUUUGGAUUUACAAAAAUGUGCAUUUUCAGGAAGGAUUGGUAAGAUUGAUGUAUUUUUGCACAUUUCAAAAUUUAAGUGUGUUUUGUCCAUCCGUCUCUCAUAGCUCUCUUUUUUUUUAGAAUUUUUGAAAAUUGGUAAUUUAGUGCAUUCCAGGGUUAUUGUCUUUGUAUUUUGAACUAGUUAAAAAAAUAUCCUUAUUGGAUUCUGAAAACAUUAACUAGGUAUUGAUAAUAUAAUGGCUUUAGCUUUCUUAUGUUGUAUGUAUUGAUUCAUUUAUUGACCAUUUCUGAUCCAUAAGCUAAUUGUACAGUGCUGCUAUGGACUGAGUUUUGCUCAGUGUGGCUUUAUGACCAUAUGGAUUGACAGAAAGAUGUCUCUUUUUCCUUGCAAGGGAUUUGUUUUAAUAAAUGAGUGGUAAAUUGAUACACAGCUGGUA
Messenger RNA from Pomacea canaliculata, 3827 nucleotides. RefSeq names its product tricarboxylate transport protein, mitochondrial-like. Gene Ontology annotation, biological process: mitochondrial citrate transmembrane transport. Lineage: Eukaryota; Metazoa; Mollusca; Gastropoda; Architaenioglossa; Ampullariidae. The coding region runs from base 1 to 1080 and encodes 359 amino acids. The transcript has 9 exons. The record is from RefSeq and is a predicted model, not a curated record.